Molecule: messenger RNA, 738 nt
Organism: Trypanosoma rangeli
Lineage: Eukaryota; Euglenozoa; Kinetoplastea; Trypanosomatida; Trypanosomatidae
Exons: 1
Coding region: 1-738 (245 amino acids)
Source: RefSeq, a predicted model, not a curated record
AUGUUACGAACAGUAGGGCCACUGUAUAACAGCAGGAAGCUGACACUGCGUUUCUUUCAGACGGAGCAAAGGAGGAACACCAACCUGCACGGCUUGUCAGCGGUGCAGAAGAAAAAAGUGAUAGUAAAAAUGUUCAAUCAACUCACCCGAGACGACAUGGAGGCGCUCAAGAGGCGGGCUGCAGCUUGGGAAGCCAAGAAUAUGGGCGACUACAAGAUGACUCCAUCUUACAGGUAUCCGAACGAGAUUACGCCGUACGAGCUCUUCUACAAGGAGCAGCUUUCUAAUCCGGCUAUUGCAUCCAUUGCAUCCCCUAGCAUACGCGAAAAAAGACUAUUUGCCAUUUUUAACACUCUUCCAGAGGCUACAAGAGAGACGCUUGAGCGGCGUGCAAGAGAGUUCUCCCGGCGUGAAGUUGUGAGUAUAUCCCCAACGCCGCCGAGGAAAAAACAUUCAGUUAGCAAAAAAGAAAAAAAACUGACAAUUAAAACCGGUGGCGGAACUCGCAAAACGACCAAAACAAAGACUUCCGCAAGGAAGAAUAAAACCGGCACCAAAGCCACAGUGUCGUCAUACGCCACAUUUGUGAAGGAACAGAUGCCGCAUGUGAAACAUCUUCCAAUCAAAGAACGGAUGAAGGUAAUUGCUGCAAAGUGGAAUUCAAUAAAGACGGCAACUGCCGUAGACAAACCGGGUCUGACGACCCCUGCAGCAGCUACACCGUCACUGCCGUUCUAA